Molecule: messenger RNA, 4585 nt
Organism: Durio zibethinus
Lineage: Eukaryota; Viridiplantae; Streptophyta; Magnoliopsida; Malvales; Malvaceae
Cellular component (GO): TRAPPIII protein complex
Molecular function (GO): protein binding
Source: RefSeq, a predicted model, not a curated record
CUCAACCCAGUGCGUGCGCAUCGAUAUUCAGAGCCCGUGCUUUUACGGGCUAUGAACCCGUCUAACACGGCCAUGGAUAGUCGAAGCUUAUCUAUUACAAAACGGGCCACAAGCCCACAACUUCUUCUCCCAACGUCACAAGUCACCACCACGUUCUCUCUCUCUCUCUCUCUCUCUCUCUCUCUCUCUCUAACAAACUAUAAACCUCCAUCGACAGCAAACCAAAGAUCCGAUCGAAGAAGCGGCAGCUACACCGCACUAUUCCAUCGCCUCUCAGAAAACCGAAUCGACUCUCUAACUCCCCGGUUCAAUCAACGUGGAUAUUUAGAAAAACAGAUCUCAGGCUCUUAUUAGAGCAACUGACAAUUGGAGGAGAAGGAAAGAGAGGGAGAGCGAUGACAGAUCCGGCAAACACGCCACUUGGCAAAAUGCUAUUGGAGGAGAUCACUCCGGUGAUUAUGGUACUCUGCACUCCACUUGUAGAAGAAGCUUGCCUUAAGAACGGCCUCUCCCUUAUCCAAAUGCUCUCCCCUUUCUGUGACUUCACCAACAUUGACGUGCCUGUACGGACGGCAAGUGAUCAACCCUACAGGCUGCAGAAGUUCAAAUUGCGGUUGUUUUAUGCCACGGAUAUUCGACAACCCAAUCUCGAGGCAGCAAAGGAGAGGCUAAAGCAGGUUAUUACCCAGGUGGGGGAGAAAGAUUUUUCUGAAAUGUCUUCAGACCCACCUCAAGUUAACGAUCUUCUCUCUAGGCCUGAAUCUGAAAUUUUACCAUCAUGGUUUCAGUUUUUUAACAAAGAGCUUGUACGCACCUUGUCUUUUUCAGACCAUGAAGCUUUUGAUCAUCCUGUGGCAUGCCUUUUGGUCGUUUCUUCAAAGGAUGAGGAACCCAUAAAUAGAUUUGUAGACCUCUUUAACACCAACAAAUUGCCUUCUCUUUUCAAUGACGGUGCCAUGGACCCAAAGAUUUUGAAGCAUUACUUACUUGUGCAUGAUAAUCAAGAUGGUGAUUCAGAGAAGGCUACUAAACUUUUGAAUGAGAUGAGAAGUACAUUUGGGCCAACUGACUGUCAAUUACUUUGCAUUAAUUCUUCUCAAGAUGGGCAGAUCCAUCAUCAAGAGAACCCUUGGGCUCCUUUUAAAUCUGAUGCUUUACCUACCAAACAUCUUGGUUGUUUCCUCAAUCUUGAUAACUUCAGUGAGAUAAAAGAUCUCAUGCAAGAAUUAUCAUCUAAACACAUCAUUCCUUACAUGGAACAAAAGAUACGUGUGUUGAACCAACAGGUUUCUGCUACAAGGAAAGGUUUUAGGAAUCAAAUAAAAAAUUUAUGGUGGAGGAAGGGGAAAGAAGAUGCAAUAGAUACCCCAAAUGGUCCUGUGUAUACCUUUAGUUCAAUUGAAUCUCAGAUUAGAAUGUUGGGCGACUAUGCAUUCAUGUUACGAGACUAUGAACUUGCACUAUCGAACUAUCGCCUAAUUUCCACUGAUUACAAGCUUGAUAAAGCCUGGAAGCGCUAUGCUGGUGUGCAGGAGAUGAUGGGGCUUACAUACUUCUUGCUUGAUCAAUCAAGAAAAGAAGCCCAGUACUGCAUGGAAAAUGCAUUUAAUACUUAUUUAAAGCUUGGAUCUGCUGGUCAACAAAAUGCUACCAGAUGUGGUCUUUGGUGGGUAGAGAUGCUGAAGACAAGAGAUCAGAUUAAAGAAGCUGCCACUGUUUAUUUCCGCAUUUGUGGUGAGGAUCCUUUACAUUCAGCUGUGAUGCUUGAGCAAGCAUCUUUUUGCUAUUUGUUAUCAAAACCACCAAUGCUGCAUAAAUAUGGGUUUCAUCUUGUUCUCUCUGGUGAUCAUUAUAAAAAAUGUGAUCAGAUUAAACACGCGAUUCGCACGUAUAGAAGUGCUGUUUCUGUUUACAAAGGAAGCACAUGGAGCCUUAUCAAAGAUCAUGUGCAUUUCCACAUUGGACAGUGGUAUGGUAUUCUUGGCAUGUAUGAUGUUGCUGUCUCUCAUAUGUUGGAGGUCUUGGCCAGCAGUCACCAGUCAAAGACAAAUCAGGAGCUAUUUCUGACAGAUUUUCUUCAGAUUGUUCAGAAAACUGGGAAGACAUUUGAGGUGUUGAAACUUCAGUUGCCCGUUAUCAAUAUUUCCUCACUUAAAGUCACUUUUGAAGAUCAUCGAACUUAUGCAUCUGCUGCAGCAGCUAAUGUCAAAGAAAGCGUAUGGCGUUCACUGGAGGAAGACAUGAUCCCAUCAUUGUCUACUGCCAGGUCCAACUGGCUGGAGUUACAAUCAAAGCUUAUGCCAAAAAAAUAUAAAGAAUCAAAUAUUUGUGUUGCUGGAGAAGCAAUAAAAGUGGAUAUUGAAUUUAAAAACCCCCUGCAAAUCUCUAUUUCCAUCUCAAGUGUUUCUUUGAUCUGUGAGCUUUCUACAAAUCCUGAUGAAUUAAACUCUGAUGCAAAUAGUUCAAACAUUGAGCUCCAGAAUCAUGAAAACAACACAUCAACUUCCAAUGGGGAUGUCAACUCAUCUUUGAUUUUGUCUGAGGUUGACUUUUCAUUGGAAGGGUGUGAAACAACCUUGGUGCAACUAAUCGUUACUCCAAGAGUAGAAGGCAUUCUGAAAAUUGUUGGUGUUAAAUGGCAAUUGUCAAGUUCAGUAGUGGGUUUUCAUAAUUUUGAGUCUAACUCUGUGAAUAAAAAGGUUGUGAAAGGAAGAAGGAAAGCUAAGCAUUCUCCUAGCAAUGACUUGAAGUUUAUAGUGAUUAAGAGUCUACCCAAGCUUGAGGGUUUUAUUCAUUCUUUACCAGAAAAAACAUAUAUGGGAGACUUACGGCAUCUUGUGUUGGAACUAAGUAACCAGUCAAAAUUUCCUAUCAAGAAUCUGAAGAUGAAGAUCAGCAAUCCUAGAUUUCUAAAUGCUGGGAAUCAGAGGGAGUUGAAUGUAGAAUUUCCUGCAUGCUUAGAGAAGAAGAUGAAUGUUGAGCAAAUUGGUGGGCAUGCUAAUGUUAAUAAAAUGUUGCAGAAUGUGUUUCACUUUCCUGAGGACAUAUCAAUGCAGGAGGAAACAUCAUUAUCUUGGCCUCUUUGGUUUCAUGCUGCUGUUCCUGGAAAUAUUUCUUUGUACAUUACAAUAUAUUACGAAAUGGGAGAUGUAUCAAGCAUCAUGAAAUAUCGCACUCUACGAAUGUAUUAUAAUCUGCAGGUUUUACCAUCGUUGGAUGUAUCAUUUGAACUUAGUCCUUGCCCAUCAAGAUUGACAGAGUUCCUCUUGCGCAUGGAUGUUGUCAACAAGAACAGUUCCGAAUGUUUUCAGGUUCUUCAGUUGUCAUCUAUUGGGCAGCAGUGGGAAAUCUCAUUGCUUCAGCCGGUUGAUAGGAUCUUACCUUCUCAUUCUUUAUUUGCUGGUCAAGCACUGUCAUGCUUCUUCAUGCUUAAGGAUCGCAGGAGGUCAUCAACUUCUGAAGACAGUAUUCCUUCACAUUCCCUUCUUCAAAGUGAUAUAAGAUUGGGCCCCCAGGGUAACAGUGAAGCCCUCUUUGAUGUAUCUAGUUCACCUUUGGCUGAUUUCCAUGAUUGUGAAAGAUCGUACCAGGGAAUGUCAUGUCAGGGGCAUGAAUAUGAAGUUGAUUUCAUUUUCAUCACUCAACUGCUGAAGGGUAAUGUUGAUUCUGGUGCUCCUAGUACACCAUUUCUCUUCUCCCAUCAUGCUUGUCAUUGCAGUCUUUCAAGCAAGAGUCCAAUAUCAUGGUUAGUGGAUGGGCCUCAUGCCAUACAACAUAACUUCUCAGCUUCUCUAUGUGAAGUAAAUUUGAGGAUGACUGUAAACAACUCAUCUGAUGCUGUUGCAUCUGUCCAUAUCAACACCUUUGAUUCCUGCAGUAGUAACAGCCAAUCAAGUGAUGCUGCUGGAUCUCAGUCAGGUCUCCCUCCGGAAAACCAAGCAGGGUGGUUUGAUAUUCCAGUAGUAAAUGAUUUGAAAGUCAUCACAACUGAUACCCUAGCAGCGCGAUUUGCGAACUCAGUGUCCCUGGAAAGUGUCUCCCAGUUCAUAUGGUCAGGGUCAAGCUCAACUAAACUCCUACUUCAACCUAAAUCAACAGCUGAAAUUCCUCUUCAGAUCUGUGUUUUUGCUCCCGGUAUAUAUGAUUUGUCAAACUAUGUUUUGAAUUGGAAUCUUACACCCAUUAGCGACGAAGAAAAUCCAGGAGAAGCGAACAAGUCGGCCGGAGUGUGCCAUGGAUAUCCCUAUUAUCUCACUGUGCUACAAUCUUCUUAAAAUAUUGGCUCAUGUUCACCGGUUAUCUGCGCCAUUAGCAUUGAGAUCUUGAUUGUAGUAAUUUUGUAACUUUCACAUGUAAAUUACGGUGCCUUAAAUGUAUAAUUCUUGGUAUAAUAGGAUUUGAGAAAAGCUUAGUGAAGGUAAGAGAUGAAACUUUCCUUUUGGUUUUCAAAAUAAGGGAAACUAAAAAUGAAAUUAUUUUGUUAGUACUUAGUGUGAAUGGACUCAAUAUAUCUGAAUUGAGAAAAUUAGUUACAUUUUAUACAAAUCACAGUUCCUCAAUUUAAGUUCGAAAUUCAUUCCAUUUU